Molecule: messenger RNA, 974 nt
Organism: Uranotaenia lowii
Lineage: Eukaryota; Metazoa; Arthropoda; Insecta; Diptera; Culicidae
Exons: 2
Coding region: 202-672 (156 amino acids)
Source: RefSeq, a predicted model, not a curated record
UGGAGUCUUAUCUCAAUCACAAGUGGAUCAUCCGGCAAGGAGUAAUCUAGUGCGAUCGGUUUAUAUUAAUUACAAUUAAAUCCAUAUAAUUUCAUUUCGAUACGGUGAAUUCGCGUACCGCGGACAAGUGGAUCGAAUAAUCCCGCCCUCCAGAGAGGAUUUAGUGAAAUCGCCGUGUCUACAGUUGACUUAAACAUCAAAAUGACCGUUAGCGAAAAGACGCCGCUGCUGCCCCAGGAAUACCAAAAGUCUUACAUCAUACCGAUUCAGGCCCCGGAGGACUUCAACAAUAAUCCCGAUCCGAGUCUGACAGAGCAAUAUGACUCAUACGCCCUUACCAAAGAGGAACUGAACAAGUUCAUCAACGACCCCUGCUGGAUCCGGAUCCGCUACGUUUGCAUGUCAAUCUACUGGGUUGUGUGCCUGAGUGCCCUGUUCAUUUCCUGCUUCAUGGCGUUCACCGCACUAGAGAACGGUUUUUGCGAUGCGGCCAUGAACAAGAGCAGCUCGUCAUCGGUGGCUGCUGACAAUGGAACAGAUGUUCUAGCCACAACAAUCCUGCCCUUUGAUUUGAAAACAACAACUGCAGCAACAAUAUCAACGGACACAACGAAACAACCGACCGAUGGCACAACCAGAGUGAUUUUCGGUGUUCUCGAACAUCCUGCCUAAACUCUGGACAACUGCACGGGUGCUGGUGCAAGGCUGUGAUCAUACUUAACCUCUAUUAAUGUAGAAUAGUUUGACAAUUUCGAAAACCCUGACUGUAGUGAUUGAUUAUCUUUUAAACUUGCCGUGGGCCUUGUGAUAUCGUAUAUAUUUAGGCAUGAAAUGGAACAAAUAACAAGAAACUCUGAAAGCCAGUUCGACUUCUUCUGCAGCUCAUCGAUUAAGUGACAUAUAUUUAAAAUAUCUUUACUUCAAUGUGACAAUCUGAUUAAAAAAAAUAGACGAUCGAUCAGCAUGAUAAACAC